This is a messenger RNA of Trichomonas vaginalis G3, 318 nucleotides long. RefSeq lists its product as uncharacterized. The transcript has a single exon. Bases 1 to 318 code for a protein of 105 amino acids. Lineage: Eukaryota; Parabasalia; Trichomonadida; Trichomonadidae. The record is from RefSeq and is a predicted model, not a curated record.
AUGACUGAAGCCAAACAAGAUUUAAUAGAAUUAUCAACAAAUCCUUUAGAUGUAUGGAUAAAUACACAUUAUGAUGAAUUGUGUGCAGGUAUGACGUGUGAAAAUGCUCUAUUCUGCAAACCAUCAGACAUGAAAGACAAGAAUUUCCAAAUGAGCAUUAAGGAUAAAUGUGAUAGGAAACAUAGAAGAAUAGACGGUAAACAAACAUGGUGUUAUGUUUUGAAAGAAGAAAUGAAAGGAUUAUAUAAACAGGUUGAACCAAACGAUAAUGAGGAUUCAUUUACUGACGAUGAAAUACCUGUAAAUGAAGCUUUAUAA